ACUUGGCCUCUUUCGGGCUGCUGCAGAAGACAAAUCGUCCACAAGUUUUUAUUUUUCGGGUCGGCACUACAAAUGAAACUGCCACGACGUGUGCCAUGGGCCCAUAUUAAUGAGCUCGAUCAGCUCUGUUCGUGGGUCUUCAUGGACGAGGGCGAUCUCGAGGCGAAACGGUUCGCAAUCAACAGAUUGUCGGCAUGGAGAGCUGUGACUGCAUUGCCUCAUGCGCUGGAGUCCACUCUAUCAAUCCUAACGGCCCGCUUGAUUGAUACUUCUGAAACGCAACAGAGCCCCUCCUGGUUGAGUCUAAGGCAGAACUAUGCUGCUGCGAUCAUCCGAAUGGUAAAUGGUCUCGUGGAUCCUUUACAAGCGGGAGCAUAUGCGAGAUCUAUAGCGUCUAUCGCCGCCCAACUAGGUUUACCUUCUUGGUUAGUGGAAUUGAGGCAUUCAGCCACGCACGAAGAUCUUCCCAGCCUUGAAGUGCUCAGGGAAGCAGCACGGGAGUCACUGACAUGGUUAUUGCACAAUUACUUUCUUCCCACUAUAAAUCCUUCAGCUCCUAGACCGAGUACGGCGCCACCUUUACGACCAGUCACUCCACUUUUAAAGCAAUACAAGACACUGCUGAAGAUCGUCACGCGUGAUGCUUCCCUCCGCAAACAAAAUCAACCUGAUAUCGAUGCUAUCAUGCGAGAUAUAGAGCGAUGGCUCGCGGAAGCCAAGCUGGCUGCAGAUUUUGCGGCUGAUGCAUACGGGUGGGAAACCAUUGAUGGCAAUGACGUCGAACAAGAGGAUUCUAGAGAAAAGUGGGCUCUAGAAAGACUUUGUGAUGCCUUGAUUGAGAAAGGUGCUCUCGUAUCUCUCUCACAAAAGAGGAGAAACUUUCCGUCUGACGAAUUUGUACCUCCUCACUCGUCGCUUGUGUUAUGGACUCCGUUGUUGGCACACACACACACAUAUCAUCCUACCUUCCCAUCUGUUCUAACCACUCGGAUUGUGGAAAAUCUUCUUUAUGAGCAGCCAAACUCAGGAUUUGACAUGGAUAUCGUUUCGUUAGAUGCAGACGAAUCGCAAAAUGACCCAUCGUAUCAUCUGGCUCUCGCGAAAUGGGCUGUGUGGGUUAUCAAGGCAUAUGACAAUGGUCAAGAAAACGGGGAGUUGAGCCUCAGAAAGAAUGUAAUUGUUCAACUAGCUUCUACCCUUGCUCCGGGUAAGACAGAAGGGGCAAAGAAGAUCGAUGUGUUGGCUGCUCUCCUCGGGGCGGUGAGCUCGGGCUUCACGGAACUGCAGACAGCAUCCGACAUACUUCUCUCUGCCACGCAUCCGUUACAACCGCAGCAUUGGGAUGCGGGUGAUCUGACGGUGAUGAAUGAGCGGCUUCAUUCUCUGAUGUCUCUUGAUGGUGAAUGUCAAAAAAGCACAAAUGAUCCAGAUUCAGCGCCCACUACAUUAUUACCGGUGCAAGGUGCAAAUAUAGGCGGGUGGAGAUUGCUGGACCAUCACAGCGGCUGGAAGUCGUGUCCUAUAGGCAUUUACUAUUCAAAUCAUGCAAUGUCAAUAGUGUAGACAAUUAAAUGUUCCUUGCGUAACUAUCGUCACAUGGCCCGUCCGAGUCACAGUCACGCCA
Suillus plorans is the source of this 1624-nucleotide messenger RNA. RefSeq names its product Las1-like-domain-containing protein. NCBI's taxonomy places the organism in Eukaryota, Fungi, Basidiomycota, Agaricomycetes, Boletales, Suillaceae. Gene Ontology annotation, molecular function: endonuclease activity. Bases 73 to 1563 code for a protein of 496 amino acids. The transcript has 6 exons. Gene Ontology annotation, biological process: maturation of 5.8S rRNA; maturation of LSU-rRNA. The record is from RefSeq and is a predicted model, not a curated record. Gene Ontology annotation, cellular component: preribosome, large subunit precursor; Las1 complex.